AUGCCCUCAGCCCACCCCUUCGGCCUCACAGGCAAGCACGUGCUCGUGACCGGCGCCGGUGGGGGACUUGGCCGUGCCAUCGUGUCUGCGUUUGUCGCGGCGGGCGCCCUGGUGUCAGGCGCCGACCGGGACAUGGCACAGCUCUCCGAUAUGCCGCUGCAUCACCGUCUUGCGUUCGACAUCACCGACGCCGCAGCGUGCCGGGCGGCGAUUGCCGAGCUCAGCGGCGCCGGAGCAAUCCCUGACGUGCUUGUGAACAACGCGGGUGCGUCGCGGGCCGACUCCCUCGCGUCGCUGGAGGAGCAAGGGCUAUGGGAUAGUGAGCUCGCGACCAACUUGACGGGGGCGUACAACGUUACGGCGCCGGUCACUAAGCUCUGGGGCGAGCGGGGAGGUGCAAUCGUCUUCACAAGCUCCGUCAACGCCCUCACGCACUACGGCAACCCAGCGUAUGCUGCCGCCAAAGCGGGGCUGAUCGCGUACGCGCGCGCUCUGGCUGUUGAGCUCGGCUGCAAGGGUGUGCGAGCGAACGUGGUGGCUCCUGGAUCAGUGCGCACCGCGGCGUGGGACCAUCGGGACGCCAAGGUCCUCCAGGACGCCGCCCGGUACUAUCCCAUCGGCAGGAUUAUCGCGCCCGAGGACGUCGCGAACACGAUCGUCUUCCUAGCUUCUCCGCUGGCCGCCGGGAUAUCGGGCGCUGUGGUGCCCGUGGACGGGGGACUCAUGGCAGGCAAUGUGCCCUUCGUGCGAGAGAUCAUUGGGUGCGAUAUUUGA
Molecule: messenger RNA, 774 nt
Organism: Cutaneotrichosporon oleaginosum
Lineage: Eukaryota; Fungi; Basidiomycota; Tremellomycetes; Trichosporonales; Trichosporonaceae
Molecular function (GO): oxidoreductase activity, acting on the CH-OH group of donors, NAD or NADP as acceptor
Source: RefSeq, a predicted model, not a curated record